GCCAACGUCCUAUUGCCUCUGACUCUGCUCGACCUCACCGAACUGUGGCCAAACUCAAAGUCCAUCCGUCAACAUGCGUAUUUCAGCCUCAAUUUCUCUCUCUCUAGCCAUGCUGCUGUCUCUCUUUGCCAUUGCCACGGGCCUUCCGACCAAACUUGAACCAGAGACAGACGCAAGCGUUGUCCGCACUCCGCAGGUUCAGCGGGAUGAAGGGAUCCAGGACGCCGACGACUAUGUCCGAAAUAGCUGGUCCGAAUAGACUGCGACCAAGGAAUGGCAGGAGUACCAGCGAGGGUUAGGGUUCUCAAUGUGGUGCGAUAGUAUGAAUCUCGUAUAAUGCUCCUGGGGUAUCGUGUACGAGAAUUACAAUCAUUGGUUGCCUAUUCGCAACGUUCGUACUACUGUAGACCAAUCCACUUCCGUACCAUAGCCAUG
Molecule: messenger RNA, 435 nt
Organism: Aspergillus nidulans FGSC A4
Lineage: Eukaryota; Fungi; Ascomycota; Eurotiomycetes; Eurotiales; Aspergillaceae
Exons: 2
Coding region: 74-259 (61 amino acids)
Source: RefSeq, a predicted model, not a curated record